AUGCAACGGGUUACUACUGGCGUAGGGUAUCUCGUGAAUCAGUUUGGGACCGCUGCUACCAUCAAUAGUAAUAAGUCUAUCUGGCUGGGGAGUCGUUGUUAUCGUCGUUCUAGUUCACUAUUAGAUCUAGUGACUUUGGGUUCUAGUACUGGUACUAGUCGGGUGCUGCAUCGCCAGCGUGCUUCAUAUUCUUCUUAUUGUUCUGUAUUAAGCAAAAGAGGCUUUUCUACUACCCUUCGUUAUAGUCAGGGAUACCUGGCUGAGGGCUCGAUCAAAAUGGGUGACUCUGAGCCUGUGACUACUGCUACUGCUACUGCUACUGCUACCACUAGUAAACCUAUCAGAUAUGUUGAUAUUGGAAUCAACCUGAGUGAUCCCGUUUUCUCGGGUAGCUACCAUGGCAAACAGGUUCACGACAAUGACCUGGACGACAUUGUACAACGUGCAAAGGACAUCGGGUGCCAGAAAUUCAUGGUGACUGGCUCUGACCUAAAGGAGUCUCGGCGGGCGAUUCAACUUGCACAUGACUACCCUGGAUUUUGCUAUGCAACUGUUGGUGUCCACCCUUGUCAGGCGAAGAUGUUCGAUGAAUACCCCGGUGGUCCUUCCAAAAUGCUAGACGAGCUCAGGACGCUCGCAUUGCAGUCGAAGGAGAAUGGACAGGCUGUCGCGUUCGGUGAAAUCGGCCUGGAUUAUGAUCGCUUGUUCCUGAGUGCGAAAGAACCUCAGCUGAAGUACUUUGAAGCCCAGUUGGAUCUUGCUGUGGAAAUCCAACUUCCUCUUUUCCUUCAUUCUCGUGCUGCUAGUGAGGAUUUCGAGAGAUUGUUGGGGCCGCGACUUGCCAAGCUUCCUAAGAGAGGACUUGUGCAUAGUUUUACAGGGACCCUGGAAGAGAUGGAGCGGAUGGUUGCUCUUGGACUUGACAUCGGCGUGAACGGCUGCAGUCUGAAGACAGAGGAGAACCUCGAAGUGGUGAAGGCCAUCCCACUGGAGAGACUUCAGAUCGAGACAGACGGCCCUUGGUGCGAAAUUCGUCCUUCCCAUGCCUCGUCGAAAUACCUCAAGGGUGCGCCGGAAUUGCCAAAGGCCGUCAAGAAGGAAAGGUGGCAGAAGGGUCUCAUGGUCAAGGGUCGCAAUGAGCCUGCCGCGAUAGCCCAUGUCGCCUACGUCAUCGCCCAGAUCAAGGGAGUGACCGUUGAAGAGGUCUGCGAAGCCCCCUCCAUGACUUCCGGCUACCCGCUGAAGAAUAUUCACUGUCUAGGUUUAUUAUAG
This is a messenger RNA of Aspergillus niger, 1272 nucleotides long. RefSeq lists its product as uncharacterized. The record is from RefSeq and is a predicted model, not a curated record. The coding region runs from base 1 to 1272 and encodes 423 amino acids. Lineage: Eukaryota; Fungi; Ascomycota; Eurotiomycetes; Eurotiales; Aspergillaceae. Gene Ontology annotation, molecular function: 3'-5'-DNA exonuclease activity. The transcript has 6 exons. Gene Ontology annotation, cellular component: cytosol.